UUGCCUACGAACAACUAUGCCAGCGUUGGUUGAAAGUCGGGUGCUGCUUCUCUGUGGUCUCUUCUGCAUCAUUUCCUUUACAGAUGAAUGUCAACCUGACUCUUGUCCUGUUAAUGCUAUUUGUGCUCAAACCCCUAAUGGCUAUGAGUGCAGUUGCAUUGAUGGGUUUGAAUCAAGGUCCAGAAAACAAGGCAUCAGGGGAAAUAUGGAGUGUGUAGACAUAGAUGAAUGUGCUCAGAGGCCUUCACCUUGUGGCCCUCAUUCUACCUGCAAUAAUACAAUGGGAAGUUACUCAUGCAGAUGUUUAGCUGGAUUCCUGCCUCCCCCUGCAACUGUUUGGAAACCUGGUAUCCAUGGGACUUCCCACUGUACAGAUGUUAAUGAGUGUCUGAACACCAAGGUUUGUCCUGCGCAUGCAAUUUGCACCAACAUGUCUGGGAAAUAUUUUUGCACUUGCAAAAAUGGAUUUGCAACGAGCAGUGGAGAACAGAGGUUUGUGAAUCGAGGAGUAGAAUGUAAAGAUGUUGAUGAGUGUCUGGACACCACAGCUUGCCCUGUGCAUGCAACUUGCAGCAAUACUCUUGGAACAUACUUCUGCACUUGCAAAAAGGGAUUUGCAUCGAGCAGUGGUGAACUGAAGUUUGUGGGUGAAGGAGUAAGCUGUAAAGAAAAUCUCAGCAACUCCUCUGACCUCAAAAACGAAAAUACAGUUUCACAAGACUGUGACAUUAAGCCUAAUACUACCUAUUACCGGGAAAACAGCAGUCAGAUUUAUUCCCAUCUGAGGCGACUAUCGCGGGGAUGUGGAUACGGAAAUGCUGCACUUUCUUUACAGGAAAUUACAAAUUUUUCCGAAGCGCUCUCAAACAACAUGUUCCAAGUGAUUCCUGGGAGAAAGGAGAAGACGAUUCCAUUGGUGACACUCUUUCUGGAGAGUGUGCAAUCAGGUGUAUUCUCGGCUGCCCUCAGACUUUCCGCAAAUGAAACCCUGAGGGAGGAAACUGAGUUUAUGGGUAUUGAAACACGUAAAGUUAAGGGCCCUUGCACAGCGGAGAAUGAGAUAUUCCACCUGAUGGCUAAAAAUGAGUCUUUGAAGAUUCACUGCUCUACAGUUAACAGAGAAGACUUGAAAGGUGCUGUUGUUUUCAUCUCCUAUGCUACCUUGGGGUCCAUCAUGAACGAGAGUAUCACACAAGGAGAACUGCGUGGUUUCCACUUGAACUCUAAGGUAGUGAGUGGAACAAUUGGACUUGGGAAGAAUAUGUCCCUCUCUGCCCCAGUUAACUUCACUUUCCAGCAUGUUCAGGCAUUAACUCCAAAGGAACGGUCCCUCUGUGUCUACUGGAACAACAUAACCUGGUCUAAGCAAGGCUGUGAGGUCAUCUCUGCUGAUGAAAAUCAAACAAGAUGCAGCUGCAACCAUCUCUCCACCUUUGCCGUCCUCCUGGCUUCCACUGAUUUGAAGGAGGACCCUGUGCUGACCCUGAUCACGUACAUGGGGCUGAGCCUUUCUCUGCUGUGCCUCUUCCUGGCCGCUCUCACGUUCCUCCUGUGCCGCGCGAUCCAGAACACCAGUACUUCCCUCCACUUGCAGCUCUCUGUGUGUCUCUUCCUGGCUGACCUCCUCUUUCUCACAGGAAUAAAACGCACGGAGCCUGAGCUGUUAUGUUCCAUCAUUGCUGGGGUGUUACACUAUCUGUUCCUGGCCGCCUUCACCUGGAUGCUCCUGGAAGGGCUGCAUCUCUUCCUCACUGUCAGAAACCUCAAGGUGGCUAAUUACACCAGCGCCAGCAGGUUGAAGAAGAGGUUCAUGUACCCCUUUGGCUAUGGGAUUCCAGCCGGGAUAGUGGCCAUUACAGCAGGAGUUGGCUACCGAGGCUAUGGGACCUCCACUCAUUGCUGGCUCAAGAUAAAAGGAGGGUAUAUCUGGGGCUUCCUUGGACCGAUAGUUGCAAUCAUCACGAUGAAUUUGUCCUUCUAUUUGACCACCCUGUGGAUUCUGAGAGACAAGCUAUGCUCCCUCAAUAAAGAUGUGUCCAAGAUCCAAAACACAAGGACAUUGACAUUUAAAGCCCUCGCUCAGCUCUUCAUCCUAGGCUGCUCAUGGUGCCUUGGGUUUUUACUGAUCGAGCCAAUGGGUGACCUCUUCAGAUCAGUCAUUGCCUACGCAUUCACUAUUACCAACAGCCUGCAGGGAGUCUACAUCUUUGUGGUGCACUGUCUACUCAAUCACCAGGUAAAAGAUGAAUACAAAAAGUGGUUCAAGGGGCUGCAGAAAAGGACUGAAACAGAUUCCUACAUGCUGACUGGCAGUACGACCCAUACCAGAAUGGAAGAGCUUGAGAAAACUACCGACUAUACUAGGAAAAGGGACAGCAGCUAUUCCUGAAAACAUCAAACCGCUACAGACCCAUCGCAAUCCCCUAUCUCCAGUUGAGAAGAGGAAAAUAAUGUGUUUCCCUGUUUACAUCAUCCUGACUGAGAAUUUCUCCUUGGGGGGUGUGGGUGUUAAUAGAAGAGGGAAGCUGAGCAGGAAAUGUGCUUCUGCUAAGUCAUCAAAGAGACAAGAUUUAUAAUAUCUACUAUAUUUGACACUCUGUCCUCAGUUCUAAUUGCUUUGCAAUUUUAUUAAUAGUCGAUAGCUAAAGGAAGCCGGGAGGGUUACAUCCCUCCCCACCACCAGUUUCUCUGUCUUUCUUAGUACCGUGUGUAUUAUUCUGUACAUCACUAAGUUGAAUGCACUGGGCGCAUAAUAAA
Molecule: messenger RNA, 2757 nt
Organism: Tachyglossus aculeatus (Australian echidna)
Lineage: Eukaryota; Metazoa; Chordata; Mammalia; Monotremata; Tachyglossidae
Gene: ADGRE3
Product: adhesion G protein-coupled receptor E3
Exons: 19
Coding region: 17-2389 (790 amino acids)
Biological process (GO): adenylate cyclase-activating G protein-coupled receptor signaling pathway; cell surface receptor signaling pathway
Cellular component (GO): membrane
Molecular function (GO): G protein-coupled receptor activity; calcium ion binding
Source: RefSeq, a predicted model, not a curated record